Molecule: messenger RNA, 1695 nt
Organism: Antechinus flavipes (yellow-footed antechinus)
Lineage: Eukaryota; Metazoa; Chordata; Mammalia; Dasyuromorphia; Dasyuridae
Product: zinc finger protein 69 homolog
Exons: 6
Coding region: 136-570 (144 amino acids)
Biological process (GO): regulation of DNA-templated transcription
Source: RefSeq, a predicted model, not a curated record
AGCUCUGCAGGUGUCAGGAACCUUAGUUUGACUACGUGGCAGUUGCUGGUCCCUUUGUUCUCUGGAGGCUCCAGACUGGAAACAGUACUUGGAAAAAAAACCAAGCAUCCAGUGAACAACGAAGAAAGAGUGACUAUGGAAGAUUUAGUGAAUAUGUUUGAGAAGAAAGCUCUGCCUGAGAAGUAUGACCUUCUCCCUAAACAAAGCACAGAGGUGGAAGAAAUGACCUCUGGGCUUCUGGCAUCCACAUCCCAGGAAUCACUGGCAUUCAAGGAUGUGUCUAUGAACUUCACACAAGAUAAAUGGGGGCAUUUGGAUUCUGCUGAGAAAGGUCUGUAUAGAGAUGUGAUUCUGGAGAACUAUAGGAACCUGGCUUCAUUGGGACAUCCAGUUUCCAAGCCUGAUGUGAUUUCUCAGUUGGAGCGUGGGAAAGACCCCUGGAGCAAGAAAAAAAUUCCAAAAGGCAGCCACCUCGGUACUUCCCUGGCUAAGCACCAGUUUGUCUUGCCUAGAGUUUUCUGCCUGAUGGUAUGCUGCUUCUCACGAGUUGCCAAGUCUCAACUACUUUGAACAUUCUGCUCAUCUCCAGUUCUACCAAUCUCUCUACCUUGGAGAAUCUCCUCUAAAAGUGUGAGGAUCAUACUACUUUUGGUAAAUUUGGCUCAUGCCUCUGGUUAGAUUUUUCCAUCCUGCCAUUCAUUAUCGCCAUAGAUUCACAAUAGAUUAUAUAGGAUCUACUUCCUUUACCCAAAUUGAUGUGUAUGUGGGAGAAUGGGAAAGAAGGCUUUUGGUGAGAAUUCCAGCUCACCCUUCCUGUAAUAGCCAAUGAUGGCUUAUAACCUUCUCUUUAUGCUUUAUCUCUGUGCAAUUCUUCAUUCAAUCCUCUCAUUGGUACAGGCCUCUAACUUCCCCUUUGGAAUGGGGGGAAAACCCUUCAGGGUAAUUACAAUGCAAAUUUUACUUAGUGCCUACAGCAACAUCUGAGAAGAUGUCUUUGGUAAAGAGCAAUCCCAACAAUCCAAAAUGCAUUCCCUAUAUCCCCAGAUUAAUUUGUGUUUGUGGCACUAGAUUUCUAUUUGGUUUCCCAUCUCAAGUAUUUUUCUACUCUAAUCUGUUCUUCAGACAAUCAUCAAAGUGAUUUUGCUAAAAUAGAUCUGACAAUAUUCCUGUCUCCACCACACCUCCCCUCCCCCAUUCAAGAAACCCCAAUGGCUCCUUGUUCAUUCUGGGAUCAAAUAUAAAUUUCAUUAGUUGCCAUUUAAAGAUGGCACCCAAGAUACCCCCAAGCUACUUUUCUAACCUUAUUAUAUGUAUGUUUCUGUCCUUCCUGCAUUGUACAAUCCAACCACAUUGGCCUUCUUGCUCUUCUUCAUCCUUAUAAAAAAAAUCCCAAAUAUCCAAAUAUGAAGGAUAUUAUAAGGAAUUAAACAUGCAUUAAGAAGAACCAUGAAAAAAGAGCAUUUAUAGAAGAAACUUUCUGCUGAGUUGAAUUCAUAGACAAUUCACUUUUGCUUAAUGUUUUUUCAUUGUGUAUGAUGAUUGUUUUCAUGUAGAAAACACGACUCCUAAAGGAGCUAUUAUGUACACUAUUAUAAGCUAUUGUUUAUUGUAAUUUGUAUUUGUGUAUAUGUUUUGUAAUGUGUGUACAGUAGAGCAUGUACGUAAUUUAUAAAUAAAUUCAUAUAGAUGUGUAAA